GUUUCCGCGUGGAUACUUUAUGGCAGGGCCAGCGCAGAUUACACUUCCCUCCAUCUCCUUUUCAACUCUUGACGUUCAACGCUCGCUCGCCAUCACGAAGAAGAAAUCAUCUACUGUCGCUCUCAACCAUACCCAAAGUUGCCGGCCAUCUUUCCAGCGAUAGUACCCGACAACUUCUCACGACUUUGAACGCCUUUCAGACGCCUUUACUGGUCUUACCGCUCUGCGAAGUGUUCACAGUUGUCAGCCAGCAGCGACAGAAUUGGGAUCCUCACCUUCAACCUGACCGCCACCCAACUUCUCCACUCCACUCCUUUCUGCCAGCGACCCCAUCUACGAUCUGACACGAACUUCUCUUUGAAAUACCCUCUUCCUUUCAUACGUUUCUUUCUGCAACUCUGCGACAUCUUGAUUUUACGGCUUCAGAACCAUCGCAUACAUUCACAUUCACCUACUCUUUGUCCUGUGGCUGCCUGAUCGUUCAGGUUGCUCAGUCGUCAGAGGGAUCUAGUAGCGCGUGCGCUUUCCAGGUUCCUUCAACACCGCCAAAAUUCAUUCCAAACUUCUCGUCAAACUUACCACCGACCUCCUCUACAAUAAAUCAAGUAAGGACCCUCGUACACGAGCCGCAGUAUCCAAGAAGCGCAGAGAAGUUCGUCGCAGACCAAAGAAGCGUCCCACUUUCGAUCCCAAGGACAACAUAUACGUCAAUAAGAUCCAACCUAAGAUGAUCUCUCCCUCUCCCCCGAUGGCACCACCACCGGCUCCUGAGCAGGAGUCGGCGGCAGAAUGGUCAGAAAACUUGAACACAACCUUCCUCUGCAGCGACUGCAAGGAAUAUCCUCCUAAUAUCGUCGAAGAGUUCUCUUCGGGUGACCUCGUCUGUGGUUCCUGCGGUCUGGUCCUUAGUGGACGCAUUGUCGACAGUCGAUCUGAAUGGCGUACCUUUGCCAACGACGAUCAAGGCAACGAUGAUCCAUCUCGGGUUGGUGAUGGCGCAAACCCCCUUCUCAACGGUUCUCAACUUCAGACUAGUAUCGCUUUCGGUGACGGCAGCAAAGGAAGUCGAGAGCUCAAUCGUAUUCAAAGCAAGAACUCUAACGACAAGGCCACCAAGGGUCUCCUUUCCGCGUACAAGGAAAUCGGUGCACACUGUGACGCCGUCAACAUCCCCAAGAAUGUCUCUGACACUGCCAAGCAUCUUUUUAAGCUCGUCGAUGAUGCCAAAGCCUUCAAAGGCAAGGGCCAAGAUGCUAUUAUUGCCGGCUGUAUCUUCAUCGCCUGUCGCCAGUGCGGCGUUCCCCGUACCUUCAGAGAAAUCUACGCCUUGACAAAGGUUACGAAGAAGGACAUUGGUCGAACAUUCAAGGCUUUGGAGAAGUUUUUUGCAGAAGACAAUGCGAGCAAACAGGCCUCGGCAGCUUCGGGUGGUAAGUUGUGUAAAAUUGCUAUACAAGUGAAACGUAUUAACAUUCAGAAAAAGGCAUUCAAGCUCCGAGCCCUUACAAGGGUGCUCUUUCCACCAGUGCUCACGAACUUUGCGUCCGUUAUUGCAGUCAACUUGGUCUCAAGGGUCAGAUGUUUGUCAAGGUCUCGCAGGGUUUAGCUGACAAGAUGUCCACCGUCGGUGAUCUCGCCGGUCGUUCCCCUCUGUCGGUCGCCGCUGCUUGCAUCUACAUGGCAUCGUACUUGCUUGGUAAGCCUAAGGCCCCAAAGGAUAUUGCUCAGGUUGCUGGUGUCAGUGAUGGCACAAUCAGAACCGCUUACAAGUUUUUGUACAACGAUCGCGAGAGAUUGAUUGAGCCUGAGUGGCUUGGAGAGAACAAAGGAGAUAUGAGUCGUCUUCCAGUCGGCUAAAUGGGUGAUUCCAUGCCGUCUGCGACUAUCUUUCUUCCGUGUCGAGGUCAGCUAUAUGUGUUGUUGUUUAUGCAGUCGAACGUGGUUCAUGAAAUCGAGACACGGGCAGUUUGGGUUUGAGUUGGCCUAUCGUGUGGUACCUGGAGUUCUUUCUUUUCUUUUUUUCAAUUGCAGCGCAGGGAAAUCAUGUCCUUGAGCAAGAGGGAUCAUGAGAAAGAUCGUUGAUAUCACACUUGAACCGGCAGAUGAGCAAUGGGCUCCGGUAAUGACAGCCGAGGAGUUGCGGCUUGCAACACGAAUUAGAGGAAGAAAUGAGGCCAAAAAAAAGUAGCCGGUAAUAGUACUAAUCCACAGCAGGAUAGUCAAAUAAAAU
This is a messenger RNA of Hymenoscyphus albidus, 2230 nucleotides long. Lineage: Eukaryota; Fungi; Ascomycota; Leotiomycetes; Helotiales; Helotiaceae. The record is from the annotation of a GenBank genome assembly.